AUGAUCGACAGUUUCCUUUCUGCAACUCCAGAACUCCUGACUUGCAUCUUUCGAAGCUGUGACGGUCUUCCUCAAAUUCUUUCUCUGGCUAAACUUUAUAACGAGCCGUUCUUUAAAGCGAAGGAGGAUGGCCAUGAUGGAUUUCUAGGGCGUUGUGAAGAUGUGUUGAGGGCUGAGGCUGCGGGAUCGUGGACGUUAGGAGACAUGUCUGACGAGGAUGUGUUGUUUCUGCGCCAAUUUGCAGUGAAUAAUUUUGAUAUGGUGGAUCAUUGUCCAACCGGGAAGUGGAGAAAUGACUAUUAUGAGGCUGUAUUUGGUCCCUUUGCUUCUUGGUUAAUAGGAGAUGGUCGAUCUCGGGCGCGUCAGGAGAAUGUAGGGUCCUCUUCGGACGAACAAGACGAGGAUGAAGAACCUGGUGAUGGCAAGAAGAGGGCCAUUCAAUAG
Mollisia scopiformis is the source of this 444-nucleotide messenger RNA. RefSeq lists its product as uncharacterized. The record is from RefSeq and is a predicted model, not a curated record. The transcript has a single exon. Lineage: Eukaryota; Fungi; Ascomycota; Leotiomycetes; Helotiales; Mollisiaceae. Bases 1 to 444 code for a protein of 147 amino acids.